Molecule: messenger RNA, 186 nt
Organism: Botrytis fragariae
Lineage: Eukaryota; Fungi; Ascomycota; Leotiomycetes; Helotiales; Sclerotiniaceae
Exons: 2
Coding region: 1-186 (61 amino acids)
Source: RefSeq, a predicted model, not a curated record
AUGCUAGAAUUGGAGAGAUUUCUGAAACCUUGGGGUUUGGAGCUGAGAAACGGUUGUAAGCGCGCGCAAGGCUGCGUCGAACUCAUAAUAAUAGAUGCGAAUGAAGCGAAAGGUCCUGGUCAUAGAUCUUUGAAACACACCACAUUUAAAUCACGAACUGCGAUUGGUUUGAAUUUUCGUAGAUGA